UCUAGGUUUUCUCAUCUUUUCUGUGAGUUUCACCAUGUGUAGUCUUUACUGACAACUGUGGUUUAAUCAAUUAGUUACAGAGAAGAAUCAUUAACUAGGAGACGAUGUCAAAUCUCAAAAUGAAAGACGCUGCCCUUAUCUAUCUUGACAGAAGUGGAGGCCUCCAAAAGUUUAUAAAUGAUUGCAAGUACUAUAAUGAUUCAAAACAAAGCUAUGCUGUCUAUCGAUUCAAUAUUUUAAUAAAUCCUUCUGAUAUUGUUGAAUUAGAUGCUGAACUUGGAAAUCUCAUUUUACACCAGCCUUUAAAAGCUGCUCAAGUUUUUCAAUCAGUUUGUUUUAUUGCUGUUAAGACUCUCUCAUUAAUUGGACAAUUGCAGACUGAAAUGCAAAUUAAUAUAGUGCUGAAGUUAACACAUUUACCUCCCUUGCCAAGUUACAGUCUUGAUCUUUGUGAGUUUCCAAUUGAUUAUAUAUCUCAGAGAUUUUAUAUGAUGCAAGGGAUUGUGAUUGCAAUGACAACUGUAACCAAGUAUACACAAGGCGCAAGAUUCUUUUGUUCAGAUGAAGCAUGCCCUCUUUCAAAAGGAUUUCACUAUGUGAGAGUGCAUGUGCCUGGUGCUACAGAAUCUGCAACAAUAAGAAAUGACUUUUUGUGUAAUCUAUGUACAUCUUCACUUCAAGAAGACAGAAAAUUUAGAGUGCUUGGUGAUAAACAGAUAGUUGAAAUAAUUACCACAAAGGCACUUCAUGCUUUUCAGAGAUAUUCUAACAACCAGCCAUUUAGGUUUCAGUCUAUUACAGUUUUCCUAAGAGAUGAAUCAGUGAAUAAAAUGAAUAUAGGAAAUGAAUAUAAAAUUAUUGGAAUUCCAGUCUGUGUAAAGACCUCACAAACUGCUGUCUGUAUAGAAGCAAAUAGAAUAACUUUUUGUAAUUCAAAAGUUCCUUCAGGAAUUAGUGACAACUUAAGAUGGCUCCUCUCCUUGACUUCCAGUUCAUGCUGGAAGUUUACAGCAAUCCUUACCAAUGUCUUUGCAUCACACAUUGUUCCUCCUGGGACUUACAAUUUGCUCAAGCUCUGUUUGUUGAUGAGUCUAGUACAGACAACUGACUGUAACAAGGAAAUGAAAAAUUGCCUGGAUAUCUUAAUUAUAACAAGUGAUACUUUACUUGUAGACAGGCUUUUGAAUUUUAGCAUAAGUCUUGUUCCUCGUGGUAUACGCCAUCUGGCCUCUACUGAAGUUUUUCCUACUAUAUCCAGGAAUAAGUAUGGAACUGGAGUGGUAAGCAUUCAAGCUGGCAGUGCUUUGCUAGCUAAAGGUGGUAUCUGCUGUAUAGGAGACUUGGCUUCCCACAAAAAAGAUAAACUUGAACAGCUUCAAUCAGUUCUGGAGAGCAGAAGGAUUACAGUAUACAUCCCAGGAAAGAAGUUUGGGGAUGAUGUCAAUCAACAAAUGACUUUUCCAGUUCAGUGCAGUUUUUGGUCUUUUGUUGAUAUGGAUUCAUCUUCAAGGAGAAAUGUACAGAAAACCAACACUCUAAUUGGCCAGAUGGAUUGCAGUUUGAUUCCAGCUAACCUUGUGGAGGCAUUUGGAUUAUUAAUUAACUGCUAUGAAUCAUCUCCUUGCCACCCACUUCUUCCUAUUGUGCAACAUACUUUAAAGAAAGCCACUGAUCCAGAAGGGUUGCUUUCUGUCACUUCUAAACAGUUCACAACUGAAGAUUUUGAAGAGCUACUGGCUUUUGCAAAGAAUUUGAAUGUAGAAUUCAGCUUGGAAGCAGAAAGAAUGAUUCAUGGCUAUUAUCUAGCAAGUCGCAGAAUCAGAACAGACUCUAUAUAUGGAUCAAAACUGUCAGCAUCUGCAUUAAAAUAUCUAAUUUCUCUAUCUGAAGCCCAUGCUCGACUGAACUUAAGGAACAAAGUACUUAAAGAAGAUGUACUAAUUGCAGCUUUAUUGUUUGAAACAUCUCUCACACUGAAAUAUGGGGCCACUGUAUUUUGUGUUGCUCCAAAUGCAGUAUUUCCAUUUGAACUGCAUAAUGAAGAGUACUUGGAGCAAAGGGAUCUCUACCUGACUCAGUGCCAACAACAGCUGGAACAAUUUAUUGCUACUUACGGACCUGGGACAGCUGUUUUCUCUAGCGAUGAAUAAUUAGAAUGUUUGCUUUAUUCCUACUUAAGCAGUGGAAAAAUGUGUUUGAGUGGUUUGAAAUAAUGAUUCAGGUAAUACUGUGUAUAGAA
Messenger RNA from Carlito syrichta (Philippine tarsier), 2239 nucleotides. RefSeq names its product minichromosome maintenance domain containing 2 (gene MCMDC2). The coding region runs from base 105 to 2150 and encodes 681 amino acids. Lineage: Eukaryota; Metazoa; Chordata; Mammalia; Primates; Tarsiidae. The record is from RefSeq and is a predicted model, not a curated record. Gene Ontology annotation, biological process: double-strand break repair via break-induced replication. The transcript has 14 exons. Gene Ontology annotation, molecular function: single-stranded DNA helicase activity; DNA binding; ATP binding.